This is a messenger RNA of Alternaria metachromatica, 951 nucleotides long. RefSeq lists its product as uncharacterized. NCBI's taxonomy places the organism in Eukaryota, Fungi, Ascomycota, Dothideomycetes, Pleosporales, Pleosporaceae. Gene Ontology annotation, molecular function: DNA-binding transcription factor activity, RNA polymerase II-specific; zinc ion binding. The record is from RefSeq and is a predicted model, not a curated record. The coding region runs from base 1 to 951 and encodes 316 amino acids. Gene Ontology annotation, biological process: regulation of DNA-templated transcription. The transcript has a single exon.
AUGCCUGUUCCUCUGAAGAUGCUGGAGAAGGAGGUCGAACACCCCGAUCGCAUCGAGGGAUGGCUUGACAAGCUAGAUAUCAAGAACGCCGAGCUCGAUGAAAGCGAUUGCGCCACUGAUACCGAUGGAGAGGCAGAAUAUGGACCAACUACACCACCUCGGCGAUCGGACUACCGCUCUGUACCGCAAGAUGAGAUCUCGCCAACCGAUACGUCCUUCUCCGGGCAGAGCAUCUUCGACAAACCACUCCGCAGGAAUCUGUUCGGCAGCCCGACCCCAAAGUUCGAGAUACGAGACGAUGAUUCCGACACGACCAGUAUCGAUAGCCGUGAUUGGGCACCGCAACAAGACAAAGAGCCUCCGCUUGAGCGACUUGAACCACCAGCCUUUGCUCUUCGACCUAGCAAGCCAUCAGCCAGGCUAGACCUCCAUGAAGCAGCCUCAAAAACGGAUACAGACGACCUCACAGCUGUACCUCAUCUUGACCCUCAACAUACUCUUUCUCCGCACGAUCCGAACGAGCCACGACCAGUCUGGAUAACCUCUUGCCUGCAAUGCACACUCGCCGGCCUCCCCUGCUCACGAACCUACCCCUCAUGCUCACGUUGUAAGCGACACAACCGUGCUGAAGAAUGCCUCCUCCAGCGCCGACGUUUCACAUCCGAAGUCAUGGAUUCCUCGCUCAUGGACAAGAGCAUAGCGCCUGCUCUACUCAAAGUGAAAGGCGAAGACGAAGGCAUCUGGAAGCGUAAGGUCGAGCUGGCGGAGACGUUAUGCGAGAAGUGGGUUGCGGAGCAGGACAAGAGUAAUUGGGUGUUGCCGGAUGUUGGUAGUGCGAGAGGGGGAUGGGGUAAACGCAGGGGGAGGGGUGGGAAGGAGAAGGUGGGACAUCCGGGGGAGGGGAUUGGACGGCUGGCUUUUCGGGAGUUGUUUGUUGAUGUGGAUACUUGA